GCGAUUUUCCGUGUUUUUAUCUUAAACACCAACUUCGGGAUAAUUUCUGUGAAUUUCGGACACCGUGACCCGCAGUCCCGGACAGUCCUGCUCUCUCCCCUCUCUCUCAACCCCACGAUCCAUACACAGGCCCCAGGGAACUUCUGGCUGAUGAGGGAAUGGGAACCGAUGGAUCUCUCAGACAGAGCUGAGCUCCAGCUAUCUAAAUGCAAGGAUUAGGAACUCGGAGAAAGGGAACAAAAUCUUUUACAUCAGCAGUUGAGAAAAUCACCUUUGUUCUACCUCCAAUCACAAACAAGAGAAAAUCUGCAGAUGCUGGAAUUCAAAGCAACACACACAAAAUGCUGGAGGAAUUCAGCAUUAGUACUCUUUUCCGUAGAUGCUGCCUGGCCUGCUGAGUUCCUCCAGCAUUUUGUGUGUGUUGCUUGUUCUACCUCCUCUUGCUCUGGACUUUUCUACUGGUGAGAACCAUUCUCUGUAGAUUCAUUAUGAUCGCAAACACCUUUGCCCUGGGCAACAAGUGGUUUCACAUCACAAAUGUGCCAGACUCCAAUGAGACAGACUACUGCCCUUCCCUUCAUAUUCAUUGGCAUUGCCAUCCCUCAGUUCACCACUUUCAGUCAUUUGGGGGAGGGUUCAGGGGAAAUAUUUAUGUAGAGUCCAGAAACUGGUGAUACCUGUGUGCAUAUGGUGGUGCUAAAGUUGCUGGAGAAUUUGCAAGUGGGAAGAAGUGGAGUGAUAUUUGGAAAUCUGACUUUUUAAAGUGUAAUUUAGCAAGCAAACCACAUAUGGACAAUAUGUAAAAGCUUUGGUGAGAAAAUCCUUUGUUACCCAUUACAGGCCUGCUACAUAGAUUGUGUGAAAGUGCAGAUGAACUGGAUCGAACCCAGAGGAGUUCAAAGUUCCUAUCGACUGUGAUUUACCAACUGUGAAAAUGAAUACCUCUCUGUAUAAAAUUCACUGUGCACAUCUUGUCACUGGGUAAAAAAUGAACAGUACACGAUUCAUGUGCACACUGGUUACUACAAAUUAGAGGGAAUAUUGGAGGGAAGGAGGGGAGACUUCCAGUGUCCCUGAUGCCCUCACCUACAAGAUGUGUAUUCAGCUGCAGUUUGUAACCCUGCACUUUAAGGUGUUGGAUCUUGAAAUGGGUGAAUUCCAGAUCAUCCAGCAGUAGGACGGGGUGAAAGAUAUGACAUGAAGAGAGGUGAGUUCCACCCAAGGUGCAGGACACAGGAAACUGGGUGAGAAUCGGGAAGGGGAAUGAGAUUAAAUAGCCAUCGUAGAGUACUCCAGUGCCAUGCCUGCACAAUAACAAGAGGAACACUUUAGAAACUGUUGGGGGGAGGAAAGUCAAAGGGCUGAUAAGUGGCUUUGUUAGGGGAACAGAGCAAGAGGCAAUUAAUAUCUUAGUGGUAAGGCUUACUAGAGCUAGUGGGGGUUGGGGCUGAUAUGGUUAAAGUAAGUUGUAGGGGGAAUGGGAGCCAGAAUGACAGAACAGAUAGUGGAGAUGGUGAAUUGAAUUGACUUUAUUAUGUACAUCCUUCAUAUAGAUGAGUAGAAAUAUUUACAUUACAUUACUGUCUAAAUGUGCAAUGUGUAAUUGAAAUUGAUUUAUAAUGUUUAGUUUGUAUAUAGGACAGUCAAGAAAGCAAUUAAUCAGUCUGAUGGCCUGGUGGAAGAUGAUGUCCCGGAGCCUGUUGCUGUGGUACCGUUUCCUGGAUGGUGGCAGCAAGAACAGUUUGUGGUUGUGGUGAAUUUGGUUCCCAAUAUCCUUUGGGCCCUUUUUAUAAAAAAAACCAUACCCCUACCAUCCAGGCUCCCAUCCAAACUCCUUUUAAACGGUGAAACUGAGAUCAUAUUCACCACUUGUGCUGGCAUCUCAUUCCACACUCUCACAACCAUUUCAGUAAAGAGCUUUUCCACAUGUUACCAUUAAAUAUUCACCUUCCCCACUUACCCAUGACCUCUAGUUGUAGUCCCACCGAACCUCCGUGGAACAAGCUGCUUGCAUUUAUUUACCCUAUCUUCUCCCUCAUCAUAUUGUAUACGUCUGACAAAUUCUCAAAGCAAUGUAUAAUUUCCGUGUUCAUGUUUAGGUGUAUAAGAUGAUGAGGGGUAUUGAUCGUCUGGAUAGCCAGAGGAUUUUUCCCAGGGCUGAAGUGUCUAACACGAGGGAGCAGAGUUUUCAGGUGCUUGGAAAUAGAUACCGACGGGAUGUUGGGGUUAAAAAUGACAAGGAAUUUGUCUACGGGAAUCCCGAACACAACACACCCGUUUUGCUGUCUCUGUCCAGAUACUUAAGAAGAGGAGCAAGCGAUUCACUCGAUCAUCCUUCCCGCUCAGACUGCGGAGAGGGAUUCACUCGAUCAUCUGACCGACUGGCACGCCUGUAAUUUCAAACAUCUGCUCAGACAGUGGGAAUGGAUUCAGUCGGUCAACUCAACUGAAGGUACAUCAGCAAGUUCACACUGGGACGAGGCCAUUCACCUGUUCUGUGUGUGAGAAGGGAUUCAGUCAGUCUUCCCACCUGCAGACACACCAGUCAGUUCACACUGGGCAGAGGCUGGUCAUCUGAAGAAUUUGUGGGGAAGCAUUCACUCGGUCCUCUGACCUGAUAGCUCACCAGCGAGUUCACACCGGUCGGCUGCCGUUCACCUCCUCAGACUGUGGGAAGAGAUUCACUCAGUCAUCCAACCUAAUGGCUCACCAGCAAGUUCACACCGGUCGGCUGCCGUUCACCUGCUUGGACUGUGGGAAGGGGUUCACUUGGUCAUGCCAUCUGAAGGUACAUCAGCGAAUUCACACUGGGGAGAGGCCGUUCACCUGCUCAGACUGUGGGAAGGGAUUCACUCAGUCAUCUGAACUGAAGGUACAUCAGCGAGUUCACUCUGGUGAGAGGCCAUUCACCUGCUCAGACUGUGGGAAAGGAUUCACUCAGUCAUUUAAGCUCAAAAUACAUCAGCGAGUUCACACUGGAGAGAAGCCGUUCACCUGCUCAGACUGUGGGAAGGGAUUCACUCAGCCAGCCCACCUACGAGCACACAUGUCAGUUCACACUGGGGAGAGGCCGUUUACCUGUUCAUACUGUGGGGAGGGAUUCAUUUUGUCAUCACAGCUGCUGGCACAUCAGCGAGUUCACACUGGGGAGAGACCGUUCACCUGCUCAGUCUGUGGGAAGGGAUUCACUCAGUCGUACAGCCUACUGGCUAUCUCGAAUCUUUUGGAUGAAAAACUUGUUGAAAGAUUUACUACCUUGGAAGUAUGGUUAAAGGAGAGCGAAGAAUCUCAUUGGGACAAAGUGCAGAAAGCAGAGACGACAUCUGGUCUCUCUAAUGUCGAGGAGGGCACACCCGCAAAACUGGAAACAGUAGCUGACCCAAACAAGCACGAUGUUGAAAAGUUGCCUCAAAUGGAAGGACUGUUUGGGACCCUGACCAGUGGUGAGGAGAGUGGUUAG
Hypanus sabinus (Atlantic stingray) is the source of this 3460-nucleotide messenger RNA. Its product is annotated as zinc finger protein 239-like. Lineage: Eukaryota; Metazoa; Chordata; Chondrichthyes; Myliobatiformes; Dasyatidae. The transcript is spliced from 4 exons. The record is from RefSeq and is a predicted model, not a curated record. The coding region runs from base 2702 to 3460 and encodes 252 amino acids.